This is a messenger RNA of Cetraspora pellucida, 228 nucleotides long. Lineage: Eukaryota; Fungi; Glomeromycota; Glomeromycetes; Diversisporales; Gigasporaceae. The record is from the annotation of a GenBank genome assembly.
CAAGACAGUUCAAACGAAUUACCCAAUGUACCAAAAAUGUGGACAUGUAAUGGAACAGACAUAAAUAUUCGAACUUAUGAUGGAACUUGCAAUAAUCUUAAGCACUCAAAUUGGGAAACCCAAAAUAGAGUUUAUGAUCGAGGAGAUUUUUUUGCCGAUUACAAGAAUAAUUAUUCUGGUAAACCUGCAAUAAAUAUAAAUGCUAGAAUAAUUUCAAAUAUUUUAUGA